AGUCUGAUUUGAAUAAUGUCCUCGAACGCGCCCACUCCCCCACCGCCUCUGGCUGCCCCUCCGUCCCACGUAGCGGUCAUAGACUUCGGCUGUACAACAAUACGGGCGGGGUAUGCAGGAGACGACCGGCCACGGCUUGUGGAAUCUACGACGGUUCGGAGGAGGCCAGCCCUUGAUGGCGAUGGUGAUGCUGCGAUGACCUCAAGCGAACUUAGCCGACCCUCCGACUUCGAAUGGCCUGUGAACUAUGCCGCCUUGUCGUCCUUGGAACAUGCCAACGACCGAGAGUAUGUGACUGGAAGUAUUCUAUCGUAUGAUAACACUUCGCAAACUGUGGGUAUGGGCGACGAAGACAACUUGAAGCGGAUCCUCGAGUCAGUCCUGUUUUCUGCGGGCGGCCCUGGGCUGGAGUUCUGCCGGGACGGCGGCAAUGCUCUGCAAUCAGUAUUGUUGAGCUCUCAUGAAUUCCUCAGUGAAAAGGCUAGGGAGAGAUUGCUGGAGAUGAUGAUGGAAGACGUCCUGUAUGAGAAGGCAUCCCAGGCCGGUGUUCUCGUGGCUAAACGAGCUCCUCUCGCUCUCUUCGCCAACGGCAAAACCUCAGGAAUCUACGUCGGCAUGGGCGGGGAGUUUGUGUCGGCGUCAGUGGUGAGCUCGGGGUAUACGGUACCUUGUACAGUACGGCACUGUCAUAAAGGCGGAAGAGCGAUGGAUGAAUACAUAGCAGCUCAGAUUCUGGGCGAGGGAGCUCAAAGACCGUCAGAAGAUCAGCGGAUGGCUGGUCGCCUCUUUGACCUUGGCCGGAACAUGGGCUUAUCGACGCUACCUGAUCGCCCAGCCAGCAAGGGGGAGUUGACCGGGAAGGAGUUGGCGGUUUGCAGUAUGGCUGAGAUGACCAAGAUUCAGAGCUGUGUCGCUAGAGAGGAACGCGGCCCACUUCAGUCGAGUCUACCGGAUGGAACUGUCGUACCAGGAGCGUGGAAAACUGAUGCUAUCGAGCAGAUCAUUGGAGAGUUGUCCUCGAUGGUGGAACAGUCUUUGAAGGCUUUCUCAAACUCCUCGGAGCCCGCCUCGGCUGUCAAUGCAGUGUCCCAGUCCGUCAUAUUAUCAGGACAAGCUUCACAGACGGCUGGGCUGGUGGAACGCCUGCAGAGGGACUGUGCGAUGAGCUUGCGUGACGGCAAGGUUCGAGUAAUGGGAGGCUCUGGAUUCCCUACGGCAGCCUCUGGUGGGGAGCGAGGAUACUGCCCGUGGUUGGGUGGUUCCAUAGUGGGAAGCAUGGGAAGUUUCGCUUCGCUCGUGAUAACGCCUAAGGAGUACGCCGAACAUGGUGCUCGAAUUGUCCAUCGUAAGUGUUUCUAA
Perkinsus marinus ATCC 50983 is the source of this 1359-nucleotide messenger RNA. Its product is annotated as actin, putative. The record is from RefSeq and is a predicted model, not a curated record. NCBI's taxonomy places the organism in Eukaryota, Perkinsozoa, Perkinsida, Perkinsidae. Gene Ontology annotation, molecular function: chromatin binding. Bases 16 to 1359 code for a protein of 447 amino acids. The transcript is spliced from 13 exons. Gene Ontology annotation, biological process: regulation of transcription by RNA polymerase II. Gene Ontology annotation, cellular component: NuA4 histone acetyltransferase complex; SWI/SNF complex.